AUGAGGACUUUCGCACUUGCUAUCACUGCCGCUUUCUCCCUCCUUCAGGUGUCUUUCGCAGCACCUGCUGUCAAGGCUCGGGAUUGCCAGACCAUCCCUUCGACUGCCAACGCCGCGGUUCGUGAUCAAGUCUAUCGUAUCACUCAAUCCCGUAGUGUCACCGCCAAGGUCUUGCUCAGCACCUUUGAGACCGCCUGGAUUGAAUCCCAUGUCAACAACUUGCCUUGCGGCGACCAGGACUCAAUCGGUGUCUUCCAACAGCGCCCCAGUCAAGGAUGGGGAACCUACGACCAGAUCAUGAACGUCGACUACAGCACCAACAAGUACCUCGACCAAGCCAUUGUCAACGACAGGAACAACCCAGGAUACACCGCCGGUCAGCUCGCUCAAUCUGUUCAGCGCUCUGAGUUCCCCGAUCGUUACGACCAAGCUCAGAGUAUCGCCCAAAACUUGAUCAACCAAGCCCGGGCCUCCGUCGGAAACACUAACCCUGGUACCGGAAAGUGCUCUGGUGUCGCCGCAUAUGGCUCCGCUACUGUUUACACUGGGGGGCAAAAGUGUACUUAUGGAGGACACUUGUGGACCGCUAAAUGGUGGACUCAGUACGAGACUCCCAGCACCGGUGGUAGCGGUGUCUGGCAAGACGGCGGUGCUUGCUAA
Molecule: messenger RNA, 660 nt
Organism: Rhizoctonia solani
Lineage: Eukaryota; Fungi; Basidiomycota; Agaricomycetes; Cantharellales; Ceratobasidiaceae
Product: carbohydrate-binding domain protein
Exons: 6
Coding region: 1-660 (219 amino acids)
Biological process (GO): carbohydrate metabolic process
Cellular component (GO): extracellular region
Molecular function (GO): carbohydrate binding; hydrolase activity, hydrolyzing O-glycosyl compounds
Source: RefSeq, a predicted model, not a curated record